GCCCCCCAAGUGAAUGAUCUGAUAUCACAGCCUGCUACUCAGCUGAACCGACGACUACUCUCCAACGACCAGUCAGUCGUCCUCGUACGCUCCCCCGAUAAAGCAGUCGUUCGUAGUGCACAGUCGCUGCUGUUCGCCGUCGACGCGUACACCACUGGCGUUCCGUUCGCAUCCCAGUCUAGCGUUUCGCUUUUUUGGCCCUUCGCAAGUGUCUUCGGCCGAGCCGGUUGGUUGGCCGCCGCUGCUGCUGGCCCGUUCGACGACAGUGUUUUGUUGUGGUCCAGUGUCGCACCGAUUUUCGAUUUUAUUCGGCCGGACUUGAGAUUGUUUUUUUUUUCGGGUUUCGUUUAUUUUUGUUGGGUUUUUAACUUAGUACGAGAUGUUGGUUUUUGAGAAUCCAACCUCGCACCACCAAAAGGAGGUUCUCUCCUCAAAUUCCGGACAUCUAGUCAAGAUAACGACAAAAAAUGGUCCCAUCAUCUCUAAAACUGCCCUCAACAACUACAGUCAACCAUUGCAUAUUUCAUCAGAGCACUAUGAAUCACACACCGGUUCUAACUCAUCCAGACAUCUCAGUGCCAGUUAUCGCAACGGUAUAUCCAGAAGUGCGUUUUUCAAUUCAGAUCUACAACAUUUAGAUACAGCCAAAUUGUCGUCUAGACUGAAUUUAAACCAAGGCUCAACAGUUUCAACGCCAAGCACACCAAUGGUGGACACUUUGCCUACCAUCAACAAUAAUUCCGACAAAAAUCAAGAAGUUACCAACAAUAACAAAGAAGAAAUUUCCUUUCCCUUAACACCAUCAGAGGCGUUACGUUUGUACGGCAAUCGUCUGACAGAACACGAAAAGACUGAACUUUCCACGGAGAAGUAUUCAAAAAUAUGGUACCUCGGCUUGGACGCUUGCAAAAUUCACGGCGAAUAUGGCGGCGUUCAAAAUGGUGGCUACGAUGACGAAAGCGGAAGUUAUACUAAGGUGCUGCAUGAUCAUAUAUACUACCGCUACGAAAUACUAGAAGUAAUUGGCAAAGGGAGCUUUGGACAAGUCAUCAGAGCACUAGAUCACAUGACCAACAAGCACGUAGCAAUAAAAAUUAUAAGGAACAAAAAGAGGUUCCAUCAUCAGGCUUUGGUGGAAGUGAGGAUUCUAGAUCACUUAAGGAAGAAAGACAAAGACAGUAACCACAACGUAAUUCAUAUGUUGGAGUAUUUUUAUUUUAGAAAUCAUCUGUGCAUCAGUUUUGAACUAUUAAGUCUGAACCUCUACGAGCUGAUUAAGAAAAACAACUACCAGGGUUUCAGCUUGAACCUGAUUAGAAGGUUCGCCAACUCCCUGCUGAAGUGCCUCAGGCUACUGCACAGGGAGAAUAUUAUCCACUGCGAUCUCAAGCCGGAAAAUGUUCUACUUAAACAGAGAGGCAGCAGUUCGAUCAAAGUUAUCGAUUUCGGCAGUUCCUGUUACUCAAAUCAACGAGUCUACACCUAUAUCCAAUCGAGAUUCUACAGAUCGCCGGAAGUCAUUUUGGGUUUGACUUACGGACCCGCCAUAGAUAUGUGGAGUCUGGGAUGUAUUUUAGCCGAACUAUACACAGGGUAUCCUCUGUUUCCUGGGGAAAACGAGGUGGAACAGUUGGCUUGUCUUAUGGAAGUUUUAGGACAGCCGCCAGAUGAUCUCAUAGCAGUCGCUACAAGAAGACGUUUAUUUUUUGAUUCUCGAGGAAAUCCAAGAUGUAUUACAAAUUCCAAAGGCCGCAAGAGGAAACCUGGAUCAAAAAGCUUAGCCAUGGUCUUACGGUAUACGGACAGCUUGUUCAUCGACUUUAUUUCCAAAUGUUUAGAAUGGAAUCCCAAAAAGCGCAUGACCCCCAGCGAAGCUUUCACUCACUCCUGGAUCCUUUCCGGCACGUCACACUCGCACCAGAACCAAAAGUCUGACCUCCGACACAGUCACUCUGAGGUGAACGUGGCGAACGACAGCCACUCGUCAUCCAGCAGUAUUUCCGGUAGCAGCCAUUCCAGGACCCAUUACAAAUGUAUAGUGCAACAGAAAAGUGAUAAAGUUAGGGCCAAAAUCAUCGACACCAGAUUGCACGAUACCACCAGCAACACGGUGGAUUUGAACUUAAAAUAUUCGGGUAAUUUCCUUCCUCCAAUACUGUAGUUUAUUUGUGAGAAAAUAUUGGAGAUGUAAGAAAUAGUUUUGUUCCGAUGUACGAGUCAACGGUUUGGCAAUAGAA
Molecule: messenger RNA, 2237 nt
Organism: Sitophilus oryzae (rice weevil)
Lineage: Eukaryota; Metazoa; Arthropoda; Insecta; Coleoptera; Curculionidae
Gene: Dyrk2
Product: dual specificity tyrosine-phosphorylation-regulated kinase 2
Exons: 10
Coding region: 380-2161 (593 amino acids)
Biological process (GO): peptidyl-serine phosphorylation; peptidyl-threonine phosphorylation
Cellular component (GO): nucleus
Molecular function (GO): protein serine/threonine/tyrosine kinase activity; protein serine/threonine kinase activity; ATP binding
Source: RefSeq, a predicted model, not a curated record